AGCAGCAAAUGCUCCUGCAACUCAUAUACAUAAAUAUAUUUGCUGUUGUCGUUUCAAGACUCGCCUUCUUCUACUUCUUAGUGUGUUUGCGUUUGUGUGUGUUUGUGUGUCAGCGUGUAGGAGAGAGUCGUUCACAGUUUUUUACAUCUGCUUUACGCCGCCUUCUUUUUUUUUGUUUACGUACUGCUUCUGUUGUCGCUCUCCCCUCAACCUUUCCUCACCUUCCCAGCAGCAACGCUUCCUCGUCUAUUUCAAAAAUAACUCUUGAAAGGAAAAAAAAAAACAAAGGACCUGUCAGCUCAUUCGCCUCCUCGGGGUUCCCGCACCGAAGUCCACACGCGUAAAUUCAGACCUCCUAAUUCAAAACUCUAAGCGCAAAACAACGUCAACAACAACAAGAAAGAAGUUAUAAAUAAAGGCACCUCUCGCAGGUUUUCUUUUGGGGGUCUUGCGUUAAUCCAUCUUGAUUGUAUAUUUUCUUUAUAUCUCUCCCUCUUUAACUUCUUGGGAAUCAUGGGCGGGUGUAUGUCCUCCGUGAUGGAGUGGCGCAGCAGCCAGUCUGUCCACGUGCAUCCCAUCAUCGCCGACUUCUGCGCCUACGGACAGGAGGCGGAUGCGCUGCCGGGCACUGAAACACCCACCUGCAGCGCUAUCUACCGCUUUGCGAACACGUCCGACGCCGAGCAGGCUGAGCUGUGCCACAAGCACUACUACGGCAAGCACUGGGUGGAGCGGGUGGAGUCGCGGGCGCGGGUCUCUGCCGACCUGCCCGCCAUGGGCUACCGCGUGAUCGAGAGCAUCGAAAAGCGCGAGGUAGCGGACCCGACAAACGGGCAGAAGAAGAUCUUCAACUACUACCACUGCAGUCCCCACAAGCUCAUCACCUACGGGGAGAUGUGGAGUAAGAUGCUCGCCUUUGGCCGCGGGCUGACCGCGCUGCUCCGGCUGAAGGCCGGCGCGACGGUGUCCAUCUACGAGGAGACGCGGUGGGAGUGGAUGGUGUCCAUCUACGGAAUCUGGACGCAGCGGAUGGUCGCCUCCACCGUGUACGCGAACCUGGGCGAGGACGCGCUGCGCUACGCCCUGCGCGAGACGGACAGCGAGGCAAUUAUCUGCAACGGCUCGCAGGUGGGCAUGUUGACGAAGGUGCUGUCGCAGGAAGGGUUGAGUCCGGUGGUCAUCGCGUUGGAUGACGUGCCUGUCAACACGCCAACGCACGACCUGCACGUGGUGGCGUGGACGGACGUGGUGGCAACGGGUGAGGAGGUCAGCGCGGAGGUUCCCGUCUACACAACCACCGAAAGCGACGACGUGGCGCUGAUCAUGUACACCUCCGGCACGACCGGCGACCCAAAGGGCGUCGUGCACACCCACGGCAGCAUCGCGGCCGGCUGCGAGGCGCUCAACCACCGCAUUAUGGACCUCUACACACCGGGCGGCAACGGCGAGAUCUACUGCGCCUACCUCCCGCUGGCCCACAUUCUGGAGUUCGCGGUGGUGAACAUCUUCUUCGACCGCGGCACGUUGGUCGGCUUUGGCACCCCGCGGACGCUGACGGACGCGUACGCGGUCCCGCACGGUGACUUGAAGGAGUUCCAGCCGAAGAUGAUCUUGUCGGUGCCGCGCAUCUUCGACACGAUUCGCAAGACGGUGGAGGGUCGCCUGCCGCCGCCCGGGUCGAUAAAGCGGGACAUCUACGAUAGAGCCUACGAGUCGCGGCGGACGGCGCUGCUCGAGGCGAAGGACACGCCGUACUGGAACGACAAAGCCUUCAGUGCACCGCGGGCGGUGCUGGGGGGUGGGGUGUACGGCAUGCUGAGCGGCGGCGGCCCGCUCUCCCCCUCCACGCAGGAGUUCAUCAACGUUGUCUGCGGUGGCCCGUUGAUUCUGCAGGGCUGGGGCUUGACAGAAACGGUCUGCUGCGGGGCAACGCAGCGGCUGGGCGACAUGGAGCCGAACUGCGUGGGUCAGCUCGUGAAAACCUGCGAGAUGCGUCUGCAGGACGUGGACUCGUACACGCACACCGAUCAGCCGGAGCCGCGUGGCGAGAUCUGCCUGCGCGGGCCCUUCAUGUUUAAAGAGUACUACAAGCAGCCGGCGCUGACAAAGGAGGCGUUUGACGCGGAGGGCUGGUUCCACACCGGCGACGUGGGUAGCAUCUCCAAACUCGGGAAGCUGCGCAUCGUCGGACGGGUGAAGGCCCUCGCGAAGAACUGCCUGGGUGAGUACAUCGCCCUGGAGACGCUCGAGGCCAUCUACAGCCAGAACGAGCUCUGCGCGGUCAACGGCGUCUGCGUGGUGGUGCACCCGGAAAAGCCGUACGUCGCGGCCCUCGUCCUGGCGGACCCGAAGCGUGCCCUGUCCUUUGCAAAGGAGCACAGCAUCGCGGGAAGCUUCGAGGAGCUGACGAAGAACCCGGCAUUUCACAAGGCGGCUGCCGCCUCGCUCGCGCUGACGGCACGGGCGGCUGGGCGACAGAGCUUUGAGCUGGUGAAGAACGUGCGGGUUCUGGCAGAUGAGUGGACGCCCGAGAACGGGUUGCUGACCCCGACGUUGAAGCUGCGGCGCGGCAACGUGGAGUCGCGCUACACGCGGAUCAUCUCGGAGCUCUUCAAGGAUUGA
Messenger RNA from Leptomonas pyrrhocoris, 2622 nucleotides. RefSeq names its product putative mitochondrial fatty acyl CoA synthetase 2. Gene Ontology annotation, molecular function: long-chain fatty acid-CoA ligase activity. The transcript has a single exon. NCBI's taxonomy places the organism in Eukaryota, Euglenozoa, Kinetoplastea, Trypanosomatida, Trypanosomatidae. The coding region runs from base 514 to 2622 and encodes 702 amino acids. Gene Ontology annotation, cellular component: membrane; endoplasmic reticulum. The record is from RefSeq and is a predicted model, not a curated record.